GAUAUAUACUUGAAAAUCGAAAGAUAAAGGGAAAGUAUUUAUUCAAAAACGAGGUGUGAAAUAUUCCGCAUCUAAUUCCUCCAAGAUAGCCAACACGACGAUUCCAAAUACUCCAAAUAUCUCGAUAGAUGUCGCAAGAUCUCGCAUCGUUGCUAUCAUUCCUUGACCAGAGACUCCCGAUAAGUCCCGAGCACCUCCGAGUAUUCGCGAAUAGAGCACGUGACUGGCAGUGACUAGUGAAAACCGACAAAAACAAGAGCCGCUAAGCGAUCAGAACUAAUUGAAAUGUCGAGAGAAAGAUAGGUUGGCAACUCUGCUGGUUUGCUUGCAGUUACCCCCACCGAGGUCAUCAGUACUCAGUGUUAGCUGUGAGGGCAGUUUGGUGCCCGGUGCGUGUUUUUUGACUUUUUCACUAAUUUCUUCUGGAUCUUCCUUGGACUUUUUACUUGCGAUUAGACGUCAUUUUUCACUGUGCCCGCGUGGCCAUUCCUGGAGUGGCGGCAGGGCUUUACGAAGAGUCGGAGCUCGACUGUCCAAAAAAUGGAGAAUCCUGAAGAGGUACUACAAGCUCUCGACGAAUUUCAGAAGUUGCGUCCAACGGAGAUUCCGCGGGAGCUAGAGGAAUACUUAUGCUGGGUGGCCAAAACUGGAGACCCUGUUUAUCAGUGGACACUCAUAAAGGCUUUAUUCAGAGAAAAACUCUCACGGGUAAUGACAGACUUCUACGAGAGUUGUCCGAGUCUUGAGCUUGCUCCCUGUCCUAAUGUUGAACACUUUAACUACGACACGAUGAAGAGUAAUCUCCUGGAGCGGCUUGAAUCUUUUGCUAAUGCACCUUUCACCGUUCAACGCAUCUGUGAGCUUCUUACUGCUCCAAGGAAAGAAUAUAAUCGCGUGGAUAAAUUUAUGCGCGCCAUUGAGAAGAAUAUUCUGGUUGUAUCAACACGAGAACCUGGUCCUGCAGCUAGAAGAAGUGAGAAUGGAGAUGGAAUGGUCAAUGGCUCUGUUGAAGAGGAUACUCCUUCGACCCAACACUCUCAUGAGGUCGAGAUGGAAUCAUGGGUCAAGGAGUGCACACCUGCGAAUACUAUUGUUGCAGAUACAGCAGAAAACGAAUCACCGCUGUUAGACACAGUCAUGCCAGCUGCAACAAUAAUUAAAAAUCUUCCAGUAAGUCUUACAAAUUUAUCUGGCUCUCUCAACAAAUCUGAACAGACCUCAUUGAGACCAGAUGCAGCAUCAUCCAAUUUCAUUCCAUCGACAUCAGAUUUGUCAGUUGCGACAAACUUAACAUCCCAAAUUACAUCUGAAGAUUCAAGCACUUCUAAUGGAGUGCAGAAUUUAUCUACAAUGACCCAUGACACUCCAGGCAUUGUUGGGGAUGUUCCUGAAGCUAUCAUGAAUGAGGAUACGAGUUCACAACCAAGCCUGGAUUUAGAAAACAAUGAAGGUGAAUCCACUGAUUCCUCAAAGAAACUGCAGACAACGUUCCAAGCAAGAGAUUUUAUUUCAACUGAUGCAGAAACUACUAAGCCUUGUUCGCAGAACAACCUAUCUACUCGGAUUGGUAAUACAGAUAAUGUCACAGAUAGCAAUGUAGGACAAUUGACAUCUUCAGGUGAGAAUCGCAAAGAUCUGAGUCAUCUGCCUGUACAAAAUAAAAUGUCCAUCGACAAUGAAGAAUCGAUACAUCCCAUGACAGAAAAUCUUCUUGAAGUAGAUAAAACUUUGGAAAAUAAAGAAGUUAUCCAAGAGUCAACUGAACAUUCUGGAGUGUCUGAUAGUAAUUCUGAAGACUCUUCAUUAGGGCAAAAUAGUCUUGCGCUUGUAUUGGAAGCUGCUCCAAGUAUAGAAAAUUCAUUGUUAACAAACAAGACUAGUGACACAAAAGUGACAUUAAUUGAACCAUCGCACCUGGAAGACAGAGAAAUGAAUGAAGAUUCAAGAACAUCAACAAUUGCUGCAAUUAGCCAGGAGAACAAAAUGGAAUCAAAGUUAGAUGUUGAUGAAAACAUUCUUGUAUCUGCAAAAGCUGUAAAACUAGAUUUGGAAGAGCACAAUUUGAUGAAAGAGCAACCAAGAGAUGCAAAGGAAAAUUUGGACGUUAUUACAGAAAAUUCAAAACCAGUAGUAGAAGAACCAGGAUCUGAAUUUGGACAAGUUACGAAUCAGCAUCGAAAGAAAAACGAGGAAGAUACCGUGACGAUAGAAGAAACCAUUGCAGAUAAUGUAAGAGUGACUAAAUCUAUCGUUCCUGAUCCUAUUCCGAUUAUUGAGGAGCCUAAGGAGGCGGAACAAGACAAUAAGAAGACUGGAGGCACGGAGCUGGUUGUAGAGGUCAGUGAGGAUUUCAAAGAAGAGACGGUAAUCGUAAAGGACCAGCCAGCAGCAGAGGAAACGAAAUCGAUGAUCGUCGAAAGUGCGGAAAGCGUAGAGAAUAUGAAAGAUGCGAAGAAGAACAUCGAGGGUGUGGAGAAUAUUGAAAUUGUUGGGCAGUCUCAAGCGUUUGAGCAUAACAGCCAGAACAAAUCAGCUGCUUGUUUGACAAAAAAUGAUGAAGCUGCCGAAAGUAAUGGUAGUGUAUCCGUUAAAGGAACUGGACAAGUUGAGUCAAUGGAAGUGGACAACGAGGAAUCGGUAUUAACAUUUCGCCAAGAUGAACCAAUGGAACAAGAGACUACCGACUCGUUUAAGAGCUAAUGUAAAGGAGCGCAUUAUUACUUCCCCGCGAUGAGCCGUCAUCAGAUGUCAUGAAGUACAAUAUCCUUAUCUUUAGAUCCUUCGCUACAUUUUUGACCAUGAUAAUUCGAUAUGAAAACCCGAGACUUUUAUAACGCAAAACAUUCAGAAAUCGAAAAUUCGUUUAGAAACGAGACGGAGCUCAAUGGUUAAUGAAAAAUGAACCGUAUCCACAUGUAACUUGUCGCAUGGAUAAAAUAUAACUUUUGAUCACCUGAAUCAAGUUUGACAUGGUACAAUGAAACUUUUCGAUCGAUCUAUCGGAAUCAUCUUUGAAUUUUUCUUCUCGCUACACGUGUCAGGAUUCUCAGUAAUUAUUUUAAUCGCAAUGUAAGUCGUAUAUAGACCUGUUGGAGAGCGGAACAUUAUCAAAACGAAACACUGCCCAUGGUAAUACAUAUGCAAUUGUUAAAAGUAAUUUUGCAGAGCCAAAGUGGUUCAAUCCUGUUUUUUUAGAUUAAUACCAGAUUUUCGAUUUGGAUUUCGCUUUCGAUUUCGUUUCGAUCGCAAUGAUAUUUGUUUGACAAUAUUAUCUGGGUAAGUGUCUUUUUACGAGAGUCGUAUACGAGUCUACUGGGAAGCACAGCAGGGUGAAAUAUCGGAAGACUCGAUUACGAAUAAAACAACUACUUUUCCUCAUUAAUAACAUGUAGCAUCUCAAAAAUACAUACAAAAGGAUUGUGCAUAACUUUUCGAUAAAUACCUGAUACGCGAAAGUAAGUUCAAUGUACGUGCGUUAGGAUCAACCACUUAAGCUUACCUAAUAAGUUAUUAUAUACGAAGUGAACAUUUUUAAUUGUAGACGCGAAACUACCAGCACGACGAGAUAUCCAGUUAGUCCUCAGGUAGUACGUUAAUUUAAAGAAGACGUAAAUUGAUAGCUAUGAAAAUAUGAGUACUUUAAGACAGCCCUGUAUAUUAUUUUAUAGGAAAAUACAUGAUGAUUACCACCAAGGUUCCAAA
Cephus cinctus (wheat stem sawfly) is the source of this 3702-nucleotide messenger RNA. Its product is annotated as serine/threonine-protein phosphatase 4 regulatory subunit 2-like. The transcript has a single exon. Gene Ontology annotation, cellular component: protein phosphatase 4 complex; cytoplasm; nucleus. Gene Ontology annotation, molecular function: protein phosphatase regulator activity. Lineage: Eukaryota; Metazoa; Arthropoda; Insecta; Hymenoptera; Cephidae. The record is from RefSeq and is a predicted model, not a curated record. Bases 541 to 2700 code for a protein of 719 amino acids. Gene Ontology annotation, biological process: protein dephosphorylation.